This is a messenger RNA of Closterium sp. NIES-65, 3267 nucleotides long. The record is from the annotation of a GenBank genome assembly. Lineage: Eukaryota; Viridiplantae; Streptophyta; Zygnematophyceae; Desmidiales; Closteriaceae.
AUGGAAAUCCAUCACCCCGCCCCAUUCUCUCACUUUCCAUCACCCCGCCCUGUUCUCCCACUUUCUAUCACCCCGCCCCAUUCUCCCGCUUUCCAUCACCCCGCCCCAUUCUCCAACCCUUCCAUCACCCCGCCCCAUUCUCCCUCCUUCCAUCACCCCGCCCCAUUCUCCCGCUUUCCAUCACCCUGCCCCAUUCUCCCGCUUUCCAUCACCCCGCCCUAUUCUCCCGCUUUCCAUCACCCCGCCCCAUUCUCCCGCUUUCCAUCACCCCGCCCCAUUCUCCCACUUUCCAUCACCCCGCCCCAUUCUCCCGCUUUCCAUCACCCCGCCCUAUUCUCCCGCUUUCUAUCACCCCGCCCCAUUCUCCCGCUUUCUAUCACCCCGCCCCAUUCUCCAACCCUUCCAUCACCCCGCCCCAUUCUCCCUCCUUCCAUCACCCCGCUCCAUUCUCCCGCUUUCCAUCACCCCGCCCCAUUCUCCCGCUUUCCAUCACCCUGCCCCAUUCUCCCACUUUCCAUCACCCCGCCCCAUUCUCCCGCUUUCCAUCACCGCGCCCAAUUCUCCCGCUUUCCAUCACCCCGCCCUAUUCUCCCGCUUUCCAUCACCCCGCCCCAUUCUCCCUCCUUCCAUCACCCCUUCCCAUUCUCCCGCUUUCCAUCACCCCGCCCCACUCUCCCACUUUCAAUCACCAAACCCCAUUCUCCCGCUUUCCAUCACCCCGCCCCAUUCUCCCGCUUUCCAUCACCCCGCUCCAUGCUCCCUCCUUCCAUCACCCCGCCCCAUUCUCCCUCCUUCCGUCACAUCGCCCCAUUCUCCCGCUUUCCAUCACCCCGCCCCAUUCUCCCACUUUCCAUCACCCCGCCCCACUUCUCCCACUUUCAAUCACCACACCCCAUUCUCCAGCUUUCCAUCACCCCGCUCCAUGCUCCCUCCUUCCAUCACCCCGCCCCAUUCUCCCUCCUUCCGUCACAUCGCCCCAUUCUCCCGCUUUCCAUCACCCCGCCCCAUUCUCCCGCUUUCUAUCACCCCGCCCCAUUCUCCAUCCUUCCAUCACCCAGCCCCAUUCUCCCGCUUUCCAUCACCCCACCCCAUUCUCCCUCCUUCCAUCACUCCAUCCUAUUCUCCCUCCUUCCAUCACACCGCCCCAUUCUCCCUCCUUCCAUCACCCCGCCCCAUUCUCCCUCCUUCCAUCACCCCGCCCCACUCUCCCGCACUCUCCCGCUUUCCAUCACCCCGCCCCAGUCUCCCGCUUUCCAUCACCCCGCCCCAUUCUCCCGCUUUCCACCACCCGGCCCCAUUCUCCCGCUUUCCAUCACCCCGCCCCAUUCUCCCUCCUUCCAUCACCCCGCCCCAUUCUCCAACCCUUCCAUCACCCCGCCCCAUUCUCCCUCCUUCCAUUACCCCGCCCCAUUUUCUUGUUUUCCAUCACCCCGCCCCAUUCUCCCGCUUUCCAUCACCCCGCCCCAUUCUCCCGCUUUCCAUCACCCCGCCACAUUCUCCCGCUUUCCAUCACCCCACCCGAUUCUCCCACUGUCCAUCACCCUGCCCUAUUCUCCCGCUUUCCAUCACCCCUCCUUAUUCUCACACUUUCCAUCACCCCGCCCCAUUCUCCCGCUUUCCAUCACCCCGCCCCAUUCUCCUUCCUGCCAUCACCCCGCCCCAUUCUCCCGCUUUCCAUCACCCCGCCCCACUCUCCCACUUUCCAUCACCCCACCCCACUCUCCUGCUUUUCAUCACCCCGCCCCAUUCUCCACCUUUCUAUCACCCCGCUUCAUGCUCCCUCCUUCCAUCACCCCGCCCCAUUCUCCCUCCUUCCGUCACCCCGCCCCAUUCUCCCGCUUUCCAUCACCCUGCCCCAUUCUCCCGCUUUCUAUCACCCCGCCCCAUUCUCCAUCCUUCCGUCACCCCUCCCCAUUCUCCCUCCUUCCAUCACUCCACCCUAUUCUCCCUCCUUCCAUCACCCCGCCCCAUUCUCCCGCUUUCCAUCACCCCGCCCCACUCUCCCGCACUCUCGCGCUUUCCAUCACCCCGCCCCAUUCUCCCUCUUUCCAUCACCGCGCCCCAUUCUCCCGCUUUCCACCACCCGGCCCCAUUCUCCCGCUUUCCAUCAGCCCGCCCCAUUCUCCCUCCUUCCAUCACCCCGCCCUAUUCUCCAACCCUUCCAUCACCCCGCCCCAUUCUCCCGCUUUCCAUCACCACGCCCCAUUCUCCCGCUUUCCAUCACCUCGCCCCAUUCUCCCGCUUUCCAUCACCCCGCCCUAUUCUCCCGCUUUCCAUCACCCCGCCCCAUUCUCCCUCCUUCCAUCACCCAGCCCCAUUCUCCCUCCUUCCAUCACCCCGCCCCGUUCUCCCACUUUCCAUCACCCCGCCCCACUCUCCCGCUUUCCAUCACUCUGCCCCAUUCUCCCGCUUUCCAUGACCCCGCCCCAUUCUCCCGCUUUCCAUCACCCCGCCCCAUUCUCCCGCUUUCCAUCACCCCGCCCCAUUCUCCCUCCUUCCAUCACCCAGCCCCAUUCUCCCUUCUUCCAUCACCCCGCCCCGUUCUCCCACUUUCCAUCACCCCGCCCCACUCUCCCGCUUUCCAUCACUCUGCCCCAGUCUCCCGCUUUCCAUCACCCCGCCCCAUUCUCCCGCUUUCCAUCACCUCGCCCCAUUCUCCUGCUUUCCAUCACCCCGCCCCAUUCUCCCGCUUUCCAUCACCCCGCUCCAUUCUCCCUCCUUCCAUCACCCCGCCCCAUUCUUCCUCCUUCCAUCACCCCGCCCCAUUCUCCCGCUUUCCAUCACCCCGCCCCAGUCUCCCGCUUUCGAUCACCCCGCCCCAUUCUCCCGCUUUCCAUCACCCUGCCCGAUUCUCCCUCUUUCUAUCACCCCGCCCUAUUCUCCCGCUUUCCAUCACCCUGCCCCAUUCUCCAUCCUUCUGUCACCCCGCCCCAUUCUCCCUCCUUCCAUCACCCCUCCCCAUUCUCCCGCUUUCCAUCACCGCGCCCCAUUCUCCCUCCUUCCGUCAUCCCUCCCCAUUCUCCCUCUUUCCAUCACCCCGCCCCAUUCUCCCGCUUUCCAUCACCCCGCCAUUGGGAAGGGGAGCACUAUGGAGGAGCAUCAGAAGGCGCGCAAGGGAGGGGAUGCGAGGGGAAGAGUGGGUGGGUGUUGCUGUGCCAGUCGUCUCUUGCCAUGUCGACAGCAGAAUCGACUUGUGGCAGCAGUGUUGCCGUUGCUGCCAUCACCACGCGCCUUCCCUGUACGCAGUUUUCUCUGCAUCGUUGUUGA